AUGCAAGCUAUCUACAUCAACCUCCUGAACUUCUUGCUCAUCCUUAACUUCUCUCCCACCCUGACUCUAGGCUCUGUGGACAACUUCAACACCGCUGCCGCCCAGUACUUCGAGAGCAAAGGCCUAACCAUCUCACCUCCCCGCUUGUUAGGCGAGUUCCUCGGCUUGCCUGGAGUCCAGAUUAACAAUACCGGCUCUCUCGACGAAAUCAUCGCCCAGGUCAAACUCGACCAUCCAGAAUGGAAGCCUUCCACAGACCUAGAACAGCAUGGCGCUCCGCGCAACAUCGAUCAUCUGCGCUCACGCGCUAGUACUUCACAAAUGUUCGCCCAACAAUACACCUGUUACCCUACCUUUGCCUCCGCCCGCACUUUCAGCGAGUUGGUCCCUUUUGCCCGCAACCAACUGACCCUUGCCGGCACGAACAUCGUCUAUAUGGACGCGCACUCCUGCGGCCGGCUCGCACGCUUCGGGGAUGCCGGGAUAUGGAUCUGCUACCUGGGAGAUAGAGACAACUGGGGCUCCCCGUCGCUUUACUAUAUCGGUACCUGUGUGGACUACAUUGCACAACAGUGCCUGCAAGACUGGGACCCUAGAAUUGGAACUGGCUAUGUUAGUGGUCAACUCGUUGAUAGUGAUCAGUGGUCCGUCGCCGUCUUCAAGGAUGGUUGA
Messenger RNA from Drepanopeziza brunnea f. sp. 'multigermtubi' MB_m1, 672 nucleotides. RefSeq lists its product as uncharacterized. The record is from RefSeq and is a predicted model, not a curated record. Lineage: Eukaryota; Fungi; Ascomycota; Leotiomycetes; Helotiales; Drepanopezizaceae.